CCGGAGGACAAAUCCCCCCGGCAGAGCCUGGUGGGAGAGGCCGUUUUGAAGGGCUCCAUGGCGCAGGAAGGCAGUGGGGAGGAAAAGGCCCAGAGAUCCCCCCGCAGGAGGGGCUCCAAAGCCAGCCCAGGGUGCUCUGAGGAGGAAAGAGCCAGCCUGUGCCGGGAAGGCAGCUGGAGCUUGAGCUCCAUCCUCCUCACCCACCAGCAUGUCCACACUGGGGAACGGCCCUACACGUGUGGGGAAUGUGGAAAGAGCUUCAGCCAGAGCUCCCACCUGAGCCGCCACCAGAAGAUCCACACUGGGGAACAGCCCUACGAGUGUGGAAAACGUGGGAAGAGCUUCUGCGACAUCUCCAGGCUCCGCACCCACCGCCGCAUCCACAGCGGGGAACGGCCCUACACAUGUGACAAAUGUGGAAAGAGCUUCAGGCGGAGCUACCACCUGAACUGCCACCAGCAGACCCACGUCAGGGAACAGCCCUACAAGUGCUUGGAAUGUGGGAAGAGCUUCAGCUACAGGUCCGGUCUGAUCUGCCAUCAGACCAUGCACACCGGGGAACGGCCCUACGAGUGUUCUCAAUGUGGGAAGAGGUUUCGGACCAGCUCCCAUGUCCUUAUGCAUGAGCAGACACACACGGGGGAGAGGCCCUUCCGCUGCACCGACUGCGGGAAGAGCUUCAAACGCAACUCCCACCUCGUCACCCACCGGCGCAUCCACACCGGGGAGAGGCCCUACAAGUGUGGGGAGUGUGGGAAGGGCUUCACCAUGAACUCUAGCUUGACCUCCCACCAACGGAUCCAUCGGUGA
Neopelma chrysocephalum (saffron-crested tyrant-manakin) is the source of this 810-nucleotide messenger RNA. Its product is annotated as zinc finger protein 239-like. Gene Ontology annotation, biological process: regulation of transcription by RNA polymerase II. Lineage: Eukaryota; Metazoa; Chordata; Aves; Passeriformes; Pipridae. The transcript is spliced from 2 exons. The annotation marks the transcript as partial. Gene Ontology annotation, molecular function: DNA-binding transcription factor activity, RNA polymerase II-specific; RNA polymerase II cis-regulatory region sequence-specific DNA binding. The record is from RefSeq and is a predicted model, not a curated record.